Molecule: messenger RNA, 2336 nt
Organism: Bradysia coprophila
Lineage: Eukaryota; Metazoa; Arthropoda; Insecta; Diptera; Sciaridae
Gene: Plekhm1
Product: Pleckstrin homology and RUN domain containing M1
Source: RefSeq, a predicted model, not a curated record
AGUUACAAUUCACAUAUCCUCGGCGCAUUGUUCCUCACCCACAAAUGAAAAUAUUGAGAUGACGUUCCAGACAAUAACAAUAACAAAUUUACAUUGCUGUAUCGCAGAGAGUAAAAAUUGAUAAAAUGAAUUCAUUUUUCACUUCAGUUCGUCUUACCUUCGACAAUCGCGAAUCUAUCAUAAAAGACACAUUAGUCAAAGAAUUCUCGGAAAAUGUCAAAGAAAUUCAAUACGAAAAUAAGGAAAAUGCUACAGACAAUGAACCCAUGAAAUUGUCAGACUGUACGAGUUCAAUGUGUAACACACUUGAGGCGAUAUUUCUGCACGGACUCAAAGAUUCAUUUCUACGACAAACCAUCAGUGUUUUGGCUGGUGGAGAAAUUGAUCGUCGACCAGAGCCAAAUUUUUGGCCACCGUUACUAGUGAUUCUGCAUAAGGAAACUAUUGCUCAAGUUCAAUCGCGCAAUCAACUUCACACAGACAUUGGUUUUUGUCGAUCAUGGAUACGUCAAUCAUUGAACGACAAUAUCCUAUCAUCGUAUGUGUCCACAAUUCGACGGAAUCAAUCAGCUUUGAAUCCAUACUACAAAAAGAUUGCAUUCAUGCGAGACCAAGAUCGGUUGGAACUCAUCGAAAGACUACUCACAGGAAUUGAAACGGACAUCACGUUUUCCCUACCACUCAAUUCCAGUUUAUUAAAUCAAUGGACCGAUCAACCACUACAAUUGGCUGGCUUGUACACACCGUCGUUGCGAGCAUGUCCAAUCACUUCCGGUAUUGACAUAGCCAGUUCGUUAAUAGAACCAGAGUAUCAUUCGCCGAACGAUGCUAUCGUUGAAGACGAUUGUGUAGUGGAAGUUUUCGAGGAGGAAAAAUUACAGGCGCAACAAUCAGAAUUGGAUGAAGACGACAAGUUGCAGCUUUUAUUACAAAAAGUCGACAAUGCUUCAACGUCCCUAGAAAAUGGUACCCAAAAAGCGGUCGAAAUAGAGCAAUCGAGCAAAUCGCUUCAAGAGAUCGAGGACCAAAAACCACUGUCCUUGGCUGUUACAUCUAAUGUAGCGCUGAGUCGUUCGAAUAGCAUGACCACAUCGGUAAGCUCGCUCCGAUCACCGUUGGAUCGACACAGUUUCAGCACAUUACUAGAUCGACACAACGAUAAGUGUAGUGUUUAUUCGCGCAGCAUCAACCUUAAAGACAUGUGGUAUCGAUACCAGAUAAGUUCGUUCACCCAGCCUACCGAUCAAACCGAAUGUCCUGAUAUUGACAUUGCCGAUGAGACGCCCGAGAAUUUAGGAUUUGAAAUAGUCGACGUUACCGGCAAUUAUUCGCCUAGUGAAAUUCAGAAAUUCGUACAGUUGGCCUGCCGGUUAGCUAGGGAGAAGGGAUUGGAUAAACAAAGUUUCAUUUGUAAAUCGUGUCCGACACCGCUGGGAAUAGGCGAUGCGACACGUGUUUGCGCAUUCACUGGAGAUUAUUACUGUGAGUCAUGCAUGGAUAGUCGCGAUGUACACUACAUACCAGCCAAAAUACUUUAUAAUUGGGACUUCAAUCGAUAUCCGGUGUCGAAGUGGGCUUCCAAAUUCUUAUUCGACACCGAAUUCGUGCGUUUCUACGAUUUGGAACUUCUCAACCUAAAUGCGUACCAUGCAGUAGAAGAGCUACAAUUGAUGCGAUCGUUUCGCCUGCAACUCAAAUAUCAACGAGAAUACCUACUCCAAUGUCGCAUCAAGCCAUUCCUCGAGAACUCAAAUUUCCAAUUCGCUCAUUUCAACUUCGAACGAAUCGACUGGUAUUCGCUGAAUGAUUUUUUGAGCAUCGGUGACAUGCUGAAAAAAUUGCAAUCGAUAGCCAAAGACGGUCGUAGUCAUAUUAUUAAUUGCGAAUGGUGUCGACAUUCGGCGUGCAUUUGUGAAAUAUGUUCCGAUGACGAAGUGAUUUUCCCAUUCGAUGUGGAGGUGACAUAUCGGUGCGAUCAAUGUGCUGGAGUGUUUCAUCUGACCUGUUUGGAUGAGUCGAAACCGUGUCCGAAAUGCGAGCGUAAAACGAAACAUGAACUGAACAAGUGGACCGAGGAUGAAAUUGAUGAUGAGGUGGAAAGUGUGGAACCAGUUGUAGAAGCUGUUCCGUGAAUGUACUACACACUGGUCUGACUACGACGUUUAUGAAAUUGAGAAUCUACCCUAAAUUACUGUCAGGAACAUUUUCAAGUUACCAGGAUGUGUUCGUCGAUUGUGGCUGCGAUUUCAAAAAUAUUAUUUUUACAAAAAUGAUUUAUUUAUUGUUCGAUUUUACAAUAUAUGUUCGGUGAACAUAAAACACUUCUUUAAACUUUU